Molecule: messenger RNA, 2683 nt
Organism: Lagopus leucura (white-tailed ptarmigan)
Lineage: Eukaryota; Metazoa; Chordata; Aves; Galliformes; Phasianidae
Product: PHD finger protein 7-like
Exons: 9
Coding region: 896-2683 (595 amino acids)
Cellular component (GO): nucleus
Source: RefSeq, a predicted model, not a curated record
CUCACAAGAGCAGAGUAGAGGGGGACAAUCACCUCCCUGUCCCUGCUGGCCAGCCUUCUUCUGAUGGAGCACAGGAUACCAUUUGCAUUCCAAGCCACAAGAGCACACUGCUGGCUCAUGUUUUGUUUUUCAUCUAUCAAGACUCCCAGGUCCCUCUCUCUCAAGGUCCCAGGUCCCCUGCUCUCAAGGAGCUCCUUCCAGUCUGUAAGGAUGCCUGGGAUUCCUCCAGCCCAAUGCCAAACUCUGCAUUUUGCUGUGUUGAACCUCAUCAGGUUCACCCAGGCCCACCUUUCCAGCCUGUCACUCCAUCACCAAAGGCCUCCAGCUGGCCCUGCGCCAGCACCCGACUUCGUGACAGCCCACGUGGUUCAACCAGAGAACCCAACUGUGCCAGUAUCCAUAGCCCUUAUUAAAAAGAGCAAAAUGAGGCCGUGAAAAUCAGCUCCUUUAGUAAGAAAGGAAAUACGUUCUAAGAGGGGGGUAGAAGAAGAGGAUGAGAAUGAAGCCAGGCCAUGACAAGAACGGCAGGAGGAAGAGGCCGAACUCAUAAAGGAGACGAGAACCAUUUGACUCCUGAGCACGAGUGAGCUGACAGAUAUGUGAAAAGACUUCAGCUGUCAUGCAGGGGAGCACUCUGACACUGGGAGAACGGGGCCGCAAGCCUGGACUAGGCGGGCAGCAAAGGCAGGCAUCUGGGAUCCCUUUCACGGGCAGGGGGCAUUGGCAAAGCCCUUGGAAAUGAGGCACGAGCCUUCCCCUCGUGGAGGUGACUCUCCGUAAGGGCCGAGAGGGAAAGGAGUCCCUUCAAAGAAGAUCUGGUAUGUUACCCAGGCAAGCGGUCCACCGUGGGGAAAGGUGUGCCUGAGGGCACCAGCUCUUCUGGAGGUGAUGCGUAAUGCUGAAAAAAGAGGGGAGAUACAGACUGGCUGUUGGCCGGCAAUUGCUGAUUCUGAGGGUGGGGACGCACUGGAACAGUUGCCCAGGGCUGCCGCCAUCUUGCUUGGGAGCCUGGGACGCAUUCCGCCCCGAGGGGGUAACCGUGAUGUCACAGUGGUGGCAGGGAGCGGCCAUUGUGACCCGCGGGGCUGGGAGCAGAGCAAAGGCUGCCGGGCUCAGAGCGUGGUCAGUGCGGCCUGGUGAGGUGCAGAGAGAGCAGGGACUCUUCAAGUGCUCACCGUUGACGCGCAACAUGUCCAGUAGGAAGCGGAAGGCCCCCGACUCCGGGGAGCAAGUGUGCAUGCUGUGUCGCCGGGCGGAUGUCGACCCGAACAUCUGCGGGCGCACCUUUGCCGAGAGCGACCUUUGCGUGCAUGAGUUCUGCUUGCUUUUUUCUUUGAAGAAGAACACAUUCUUUGAAGAAAGCGACCCCUGGGAGGAAACGCUGCGCCUCCCCGUUGGGACCAUCAGAUGCAGAAUCAAGCAGGCGGACCAGAAGCAAUGCUUUGUUUGUGGCGAGAGAGGAGCCGCCAUCAGCUGCGCAGAGAGAGGCUGUGCACGCAGCUUCCACCUGCCCUGCGCCGCGGACGGUGAAUGCGUCACCCAGUUCUUUGGGCAGCACAGGUCCUUCUGCUGCGAGCACCGCCCGCGACAGGCAGCGGAGGCAGCUCCACCCCAAGGCACUGACUGCGUCAUCUGCCUGGAGCCCCUGGAGGACAGCACGUCCUACCAGACCCUGUGGUGCCCAGCGUGCAAGCACACCUGGUUCCACCGCCGCUGUGUCCAGGGGCAGGCCACGAAUGCCGGCACCAUGAGCUUCCAGUGCCCCAUUUGUCAAGACACGGAGCAAUUCCGUGCAGAAAUGUCCACUCUGGGGAUCCAAGUCCCAGUCAGGAGACCGUCUUGGUGGGAUGACAACACCUACCCAUCACUUCUGCGGAGGCACAGGCGCUGCGAUGUCAGCAAGUGCCUUUACCCAGGAGGCAGGGAGCAGGCAGAGGUGAAUGGGCCCUGGCAGCUGCUGCUCUGCAGCUCCUGUGCUGCAGAAGGGACCCACCGACGAUGCUCCUACCUGAGCAACAGAGUUAGCAGCUGGGAGUGUGACAGCUGUGCUGGCAUAGGCACCGCCUCCAGCAGCAACACGGAGCGCGCCGGACCCAGCACCAACACGGAGCGCGCUGGCCCCAGCACUUCCAGCCAAGGGGCUCCGGAGCCUCCCCGUGGCUCCCAGGGACCGGAGAACAUCAGCUCCGGCUCCAGCAGCCAGGCAGCAUCGGGCCCCUCACACCGGUCCCAGCUGCCUGAGAACAGCCGCCUGCCCAGUGAGCCUGGGACACGGCAGAGGGCAAUCGGCCCACGCCUCCCUGAGGAUCAGGAGGCAUCUCUGCGGCGCCGAGGACGCCGCGGGAGCGGCCGUGCAACAGCCCCGCGCACCAGCAGCAGCUCCCGCAGGUCCACCCCAUGGAGGGCACCGCGGCCCUCCAGCGACUCCCCGGUGGCUGCACCCAGAAGGAGCCCCAGGCAGCAGGGGAUGGGCCGGGCACGAAGCCGCUCCCCGCUUCAAGAUCGGGCCUCACGUUCCCAGAGCCGGCCCAGAAGAAGCCGUGGCAGCAGACAAACGCCACGCCGAGCUGCACAGAGCAGCACCCUCUGCUCAGCCGCCCCAGUGACAUCGAGGCCCUCGGGGGGUUCCCCGCUGCCUGGACACAGAAGACCCUCCAGGCAGCUAGGGAGGGCCCACACAUGA